Molecule: messenger RNA, 2360 nt
Organism: Castor canadensis (American beaver)
Lineage: Eukaryota; Metazoa; Chordata; Mammalia; Rodentia; Castoridae
Gene: Dpf1
Product: double PHD fingers 1
Biological process (GO): nervous system development
Cellular component (GO): nBAF complex
Source: RefSeq, a predicted model, not a curated record
CCGCCCCCCGGGAAUGAAUGGAUGGGCGGCCUCAGCGCCCGCCCGACCGCUGGGAGGACCGACCCGGCGGGGACCUGCUGGGGGCAGGACCCGGGGAGCAAGAUGGCCACGGUCAUCCCCGGCCCCCUGAGCCUAGGCGAGGACUUCUACCGCGAGGCCAUCGAGCACUGCCGCAGCUACAACGCGCGCCUGUGCGCUGAGCGCAGCCUGCGCCUGCCUUUCCUCGACUCGCAGACCGGCGUGGCACAGAACAACUGCUACAUCUGGAUGGAGAAGACCCACCGAGGGCCGGGUUUGGCCCCAGGACAGAUCUACACAUACCCCGCCCGCUGUUGGAGGAAGAAGAGGAGACUCAACAUCCUAGAGGAUCCCAGACUCCGGCCCUGCGAGUACAAGAUCGACUGUGAGGCACCCCUGAAGAAGGAAGGUGGCCUCCCUGAAGGGCCGGUCCUGGAGGCUCUGCUGUGUGCUGAGACUGGGGAGAAGAAGGUGGAGCUGAAAGAGGAGGAGGCCAUUAUGGACUGUCAGAAACAGCAAUUGCUGGAGUUUCCGCAUGAUCUCGAGGUGGAAGACUUGGAGGAUGACAUUCCCAGGAGGAAGAAUAGGGCCAAAGGAAAGGCGUAUGGCAUCGGGGGUCUCCGGAAACGCCAGGACACCGCUUCCCUGGAGGACCGAGACAAGCCGUAUGUCUGUGAUAUCUGUGGGAAGCGGUAUAAGAACCGGCCUGGGCUCAGCUACCACUACACCCACACCCACCUGGCUGAGGAGGAGGGGGAGGAGCAUGCCGAGCGCCACGCCCUGCCCUUCCACCGGAAAAACAACCACAAACAGUUUUACAAAGAAUUGGCCUGGGUCCCCGAGGCACAAAGGAAACACACAGCCAAGAAGGCACCUGAUGGCACUGUCAUCCCCAAUGGCUACUGUGACUUCUGCCUGGGUGGCUCCAAGAAGACAGGGUGUCCCGAGGACCUCAUCUCUUGUGCAGACUGUGGGCGAUCAGGACACCCCUCAUGUUUACAGUUCACGGUGAACAUGACGGCCGCCGUGCGCACCUACCGCUGGCAGUGCAUCGAGUGCAAGUCCUGCAGCCUGUGUGGCACCUCGGAGAAUGACGGUGCCAGCUGGGCGGGUCUCACCCCCCAGGACCAGCUGCUGUUCUGUGACGACUGCGAUCGGGGUUACCACAUGUACUGCCUGAGUCCCCCCAUGGCGGAGCCCCCAGAAGGGAGCUGGAGUUGUCACCUCUGUCUUCGGCACUUGAAAGAAAAGGCCUCUGCCUACAUCACCCUCACCUAGGCCUGGUUCUGCUUCUCCCGGACCUGGACCUCCGGGCGGUGCUUGCCCUCCUGCCUCUCAAAGCUCCUCUCUCUCACCCUGGUCUCCAGCAGAGAGAGAAGGUGAAGCCCAGAGCGGGUUGGGCUUCCUCCCCUCUGCAAGUGGAAUGUUGGCCCUGCGGGCGGGAGGGUCCAGCACGGCCCUCUUCCUCCCGCCCUUCCUCCCCUUCCCAUCCCUUGGCAAAUGGGCACCAGGGGCUUCUGCUCCCCUCAAAGCCAUACCCCGCCUCUGGGCGGGCACGGGGGGGUAGUGGAUGCCAGCCGGGGGCAUGGACAGAGCCUUUUUCUAAAGAAAAAGACAAAAAGUUAAAAAAAAAAAAAAGAAAUUAAUAUAUACAAAGAAUCCUAUAAGGCCUGGCUGGGUGGAUGGGGCACUGCUGAGCGUCUGCUGGGCACCCAUCUCUGCCAGCUUCCUGCCUGGCACCCCUCCCCCCACCCCAUUUUUGGAGUUGCAGCUGUCCCACCUCCCUGCCUGAGGUGGGUACCAUUCCCCCUCCUGCCCAGGGCCAGUGGGCAUGGUGUCCACCCCUUGCCCCCUCCUGGUGCCCACGUGGAUACUGCAUGAUGUGAACCAUGGUUUUGAACUCUUCCUGCCCCUCCCUGACAGCCCUGCCCUGUGCCCACCCGGUGCCUGCCAGGCAGGCGGGUGGCCAGGGAGGCCGGUGGGGCCAGGUGGGCCCCUGCCAGCGCCCGCUGGAGUGAGAAGCACAGACUCUGCAAUGGACUCCGUUUUCCUCCUUCCCGGCCCUCUUCCCACCCGGCCAGGCCGGGCUGCCCCCUGCUCCCCUUCGCUGGCCAUUUUAGGGGUAGCGAGGGGGUGUGGUUGUUUCUUGUGGUUGUGUGUGUUUGUUGUUCGGGUUUUAAAAAAAGGGAAAUUGAGACUGCAAGUGGGGAAGGUGAAGGUCUGGGGGAUCUCCCCCAUCCCGCAUUGCACCCACCCCCUUGUAAUCGAGUCUCCUUUAUUGCCUGCCUCUGCUGUGAAUUAACUUGUUCUGUGUAUUAAACUGGGCCUGACCCCUCUGCCCA